AUGCUUUCUGAACAAGAGUUCUUGUCGCGCCUUCCCCCUUUUCUCAGCCAUUGGUUGGGCUACCGGGCAAAUGCGCCAAAGCCUCGUCCAAAGUAUCUGGUCUAUCUCUGGUCGUUCCUGGCUUCUUUCUGUGGUCUUUGCGUCGUGCAAGCGAUAUUCAACUACUCGUCUUACUUUGUCGGCCGCGGCGUGCCCGGUCUGAUUGCGUCCUAUGGAGCCUCAGCAGUCCUCGUGUACGGGGCCAUUGAAAGUCCUUUGGCACAGCCUCGCCCUUUGAUCUUUGGGCAUUUUUUCAGCGCAUUGAUCGGCAUCUGCGUGACGAAACUCUUCAGCUUGAUGCCAGAUGAGGAGAAGUUCAAUUCCUUGCGCUGGCUAGCCGCUUCGCUCUCGUCUGCCAUCGCCAUUGUGGUUAUGCAGAUCACGGAGACAACUCAUCCCCCGGCAGGCGCGACGGCUCUUCUUCCUGCCGUCGAUGAAGUUGUGUGGAACUUGUCCUGGUACUAUCUGCCUGUCGUGUUGCUCUCCUCCACGAUGGUCCUCGCUGUGGCUCUAGUCCUGAAUAACAUCCAGCGCCGCUAUCCAACCUUCUGGAUUAGUCCUCCCAAGCCUAAGUCUGUCCUUCCUCAGGCUACCACCACUACGAAAUGA
This is a messenger RNA of Aspergillus clavatus NRRL 1, 648 nucleotides long. RefSeq names its product HPP family protein. The coding region runs from base 1 to 648 and encodes 215 amino acids. The transcript is spliced from 2 exons. Lineage: Eukaryota; Fungi; Ascomycota; Eurotiomycetes; Eurotiales; Aspergillaceae. The record is from RefSeq and is a predicted model, not a curated record.